This is a messenger RNA of Enhydra lutris kenyoni (northern sea otter), 2088 nucleotides long. RefSeq names its product solute carrier family 39 member 8 (gene SLC39A8). Gene Ontology annotation, cellular component: membrane. The record is from RefSeq and is a predicted model, not a curated record. Gene Ontology annotation, biological process: intracellular zinc ion homeostasis; zinc ion import across plasma membrane. Gene Ontology annotation, molecular function: zinc ion transmembrane transporter activity. NCBI's taxonomy places the organism in Eukaryota, Metazoa, Chordata, Mammalia, Carnivora, Mustelidae. The transcript has 8 exons. The coding region runs from base 62 to 1444 and encodes 460 amino acids.
CCCAGAGCGUCCCGGUGCGCUUCAGCCCGUUUCAGGUCCUCGAGAGGCAGCCCCGGCCGGGAUGGUCCCGGGCCGGGCGGUGGCCGGGCUCCUACUGCUGGCGGCCGCGGGCGUCGGAGGCACGGCGGUGGGGCCCGGGCUCGCCUUUAGCGAGGAUGUGCUGAGCGUGUUCGGCGCGAAUCGGAGCCUGUCUGCAGCGCAGCUCGCGCGCCUGCUGGAGCAGCUGGGAGCCGCCCCCCAGGAGGGUGUCGCCGAGCCCGUCCCGCUGCACUUCAACCAGUGCCUAUCAGCUGAAGAGAUCUUUUCCCUUCAUGGCUUUUCAAACGCGACUCAGAUAAGUAGCUCUAACUUCUCUGUCAUCUGUCCAGCAGUCUUACAGCAAUUAAACUUUCAUCCUUGUGAGGAUCGGCCCAAACACAAAACCAAACCAAAUAUUUCAGAAGUUUGGGGAUAUGGAUUCCUGUCAGUGACAAUUAUUAAUCUGGCAUCUCUCCUCGGAUUGAUUUUGACUCCACUGCUAAAGAAAUCUUACUUCCCUAAGGUUUUGACCUUUUUCGUGGGUCUGGCUAUUGGGACUCUAUUUUCAAAUGCCAUUUUCCAGCUUAUUCCAGAGGCAUUUGGAUUCAAUCCCAAAAGUGACAACUAUGUUGAGAAGGCAGUUGCUGUGUUUGGUGGAUUUUACUUGCUUUUCUUUUUUGAAAGAGUGCUUAAGAUGUUAUUAAAGACAUAUGGUCAGAAUCACACUCACUUUAGAAAUGAUGACUUUGGUCCUUCUCAUGAGAAAACUCAUCAACCUAAAACAUUACCUGCCAUCAAUGGUGUGACGUGUUAUGCAAAUCCAGCUGUCACAGAGCCUAAUGGACAUAUCCAUUUUGAUAACGUCAGCGUGGUAUCUCUACAGGAUGGCAAAACGGAGUCAAGUUCGUGUACCUGUUUGAAGGGACCCAAACUGUCAAAAAUAGGGACCAUUGCCUGGAUGAUAACACUCAGUGAUGCCCUCCACAAUUUCAUUGACGGCCUGGCGAUUGGGGCUUCCUGCACCGUGUCUCUUCUUCAGGGACUCAGUACUUCUAUAGCGAUUCUGUGUGAAGAGUUUCCUCAUGAGUUAGGGGACUUUGUGAUCCUACUCAGCGCAGGAAUGAGCACUCGGCAAGCCUUGUUAUUCAAUUUCCUUUCGGCGUGUUCCUGCUAUGUUGGGCUAGCUUUUGGCAUUUUGGUGGGCAACAAUUUUGCUCCAAAUAUUAUAUUUGCCCUUGCUGGAGGCAUGUUCCUCUAUAUUUCUCUGGCGGAUAUGUUUCCAGAGAUGAACGAUAUGCUGAGAGAAAAGAUAACUGGAAGAAAAACCGAUUUUACUUACUUCAUGAUUCAGAAUGCUGGAAUGUUAACUGGAUUCACAGCCAUUCUGCUCAUUACUUUGUAUGCAGGAGAAAUCGAAUUGGAGUAAUGGGAAAUGAAAGAUGGUGUUGUUAAUGAAGGCAUUUAAUAAAUAAAAACAUCUCCAAAGGGAUUUUUAAGCUUAUCCUAUUUAGUUAAAAGAUAAUUUUGUUUUCAACUGUAGGUCAAGAAAACUGAUUAUUGGUUUCAGAUCUGUUAAAUAGGCCGUUACUUGUUGUGAGAAUUGUUUCAAAGUGUUUUUGGUUCCCUUGGGAAAGGCUGGUAUACGGGAUCUUUGGUUAAUACUCACUUCUUCAUGUUUCAUGCAUUCUACAAUCAUUUAGACACCCAGACCCAGAGGAAAAUACAAGCUAGGUCCUAUAAGCCCUUAAACCUCCAUGGCGGGCUCAAAAGCUCAGGCGGUUUCAGAGUGGUUUUCUUUCAGUUAAUUUCGUUCCAGUGCUUUUCAUUCAAAUGUAGAAGAGGAUUGGCAUGUAUACAACACAGAUAGAAGUGAUUCCAAGGCCUCAUAUACCGGUCAGGGACUUGGAGGAUUGUUUUAAAAACCAUUCUAGGGGCUCCUGGGUGACUCGGUUGAGCGUCUGCCUUCUGCCCAGGUCAUGAUCCCAGGGUCCUGGGAUCGAGCUCCGCGUCAGGCUCCCCUCCUCAGUGAGGAGCCUGCUGCUCCCUCGCCUGCUGCUGCUCUUACUUGUG